Molecule: messenger RNA, 918 nt
Organism: Hydatigera taeniaeformis
Lineage: Eukaryota; Metazoa; Platyhelminthes; Cestoda; Cyclophyllidea; Taeniidae
Source: the annotation of a GenBank genome assembly
CCACAUCUCAGUGCUCGUGCCUUCACUUUGGCCCUUGAAAUUCUCUCACCCAUCAAAGGCUUUGACUCUGGGUGGACUUUAGCUCUCGACCAUGUGAAUGAAAAUCUCGCACGUCAACAGCUUCUGCUAAACCAACCUCGGGAGGCGCUUCAGUCUUUGUGGCACCUCCUUUCUCCGCACAGCAAUCAGUUGGAGGCUGCACAGAGUCGAUUUUUGCAAGAAUUUCUCAACAUCCUCAAUACCGUGAACUCAUCCGGGGAGGGUAGCAGGGAGUGGCUGGAGUUGGGUCUUCCGGUUUUUGAAAAACAUCAUAUCAAAGUGAUGUUAGGAACGCCCGUCCGUAAAACGGAUGAUGACUGCAUGGUGGAAGCCCGUGGUACCGCUUUUUCGGACAAUGAAAACGACGACCCCGAAGAUGUGCGCACAUUCUCCACUCAUCGAUCUUCUCUCCCUAAUAACUUCGCCACCUUAAUCUUCCCCUCCCUUACCUCAUCAACUGACAUUCCUGCUUGGAUGGUGUUAACGGAUGUGCCAUUCGUGGAAGAGAGGCAGGAUGUUGGUGUCGAUCGUAUGAAACGACCCGGUGAAGAGUUUACCCGCUUCCUCUAUUCGCGUCCGUCAUAUUCUCUGCCACGACAGGCAGUUUUCCGUCGGCUGAAAGCACUAUUAAGUCUACAUAUUGGCAGAGAAUUGUGCCACGACACAGAUGAUGGUGAUCUCAUUGUAGUGAUGGCUCAGUCGGUGAAUGGGGAGAAGAAAAAGAAAAAAAUGCAGUGGCAUAGUAUUCCCGUUGGUGGUAAGCCUGAAUAUUUUCUCCCCGGGGGCAUUAUUAGAGUCAAGGAUUGUUGCCUUCUGGAUAAUUAUGACGCCUUUAUGAUCGUCCUGCCAAAGUCAGUAGCCUUGCCGCCUCCUUUUUAG